Molecule: messenger RNA, 1857 nt
Organism: Orbilia oligospora ATCC 24927
Lineage: Eukaryota; Fungi; Ascomycota; Orbiliomycetes; Orbiliales; Orbiliaceae
Exons: 5
Coding region: 1-1857 (618 amino acids)
Biological process (GO): fatty acid metabolic process
Molecular function (GO): medium-chain fatty acid-CoA ligase activity
Source: RefSeq, a predicted model, not a curated record
AUGGCGCCGGCAUAUGUGCAAGGGUCAACCGAUGAGCCACUAGUUGAAGAGACUAUUGCCAACAGGCUUGCUGCGGUAGUUGCAAAAUACCCAGAUCGUGUUGCUGUCCUGUCGAACCAAGGGAAGCUUACCUACAGGCAAAUCGAUGAACAAAGUGACGCAGUUGCAAUUACGUUUAGAGAUUUGGGAUUCCGGCCAGCUGAUAGAGUAGCCGUUUGCCUAGGGAAUUUGGCAGAGUAUGUUGUGGUAAUACAUGCCUGCGCCAAGUUAGGCGCAAUAGUAGUCCCCAUGAGUACUGCUUAUACUGAAGUACAGUUGGUUUCCGCUAUCAACCAUAUUACGGCGAGUUGCCUGGUACUUAGUACAGAUAUCUCAUUGCCUUACAAAGACCCGAAAUCAGCCCACGAACUUUUCGGGGGGAUUAUUCCAAAAGAAAGCCGUAACAGCAAAGUUCCUUCCCUUAGGCACCUCCUCGUCAUCGACAACUCACCCUCUAAAUGCCACCGUGAAGCCUUUUCGGACGCGGUGUGGUUCGAUGAUGUCCUCGAUCAAAACUGCGGGAAGAAAUUCCAGCAGCAAGCGAAAUUGACGCCCUCAGACGUUAUUAACAUUCAAUUCACUUCGGGAACAACAUCAUCGCCCAAGGCUGCUUGCUUGACCCACAAAAGUCUUUUGAAUAACGCUAUCGUUACCGGGAAUCGGCUAAAUCUUACGGAACUGGAUGUUUUAUGUUGCGCGCCUCCGAUAUACCAUGCUUUUGCUAUGUCGUUGGGUGUCUUGUCAACAAUGGCCUUCGGCUGCACUUUGCUCCUGCCCUCCGAAAGCUUUAGCCCAAAGGCUGUAGUCGACUCUAUUAUCAAUCAUCAGGCCACUGUGAUUUACGGAGUGCCAACCAUGUUUCUAGCAGAACUGGAGGAGGCUGCUCAGCGUGGGCUUGGAAGUUCCUCUUUCUCAAGCCUGAGAACGGGGCUUAUCGCGGGUAGCAUCGUUCCACCCGUUCUUCGAGCUAGAUUGAAGGAAAAAAUGAAUUUGUCUGGAUUGUUGAAUAUGUACGGGAUGACCGAACUAUCGCCGAGUGUUUCUACAACAUGCUUCAACGAUGAGAUUGAGAGACACCAUAACACUGUCGGGACAACUUUACCACAUACGGAAAUCAGAAUUGUCUCUCGUGAUAACUAUCACCGAACAUUGCAGAGAGGGGAGAGGGGUGAACUUUUAAUUGGAGGAUAUCUACUAAUGAAAGGCUACUGGGAAGACGAAAAACGAACGUCGGAGGCCCUGAUAAUAGAGACAGACAUGCACCCAGAUGGAUCGGGUUCAUUUCAAGGCUCAAAAACCUGGCUCCGAACUGGGGACGAAGCUGUCAUCAGACCGGAUAGUAUGCUACAAAUAACCGGCCGGAUCAAGGAUAUUAUAAUUAGAGGGGGCGAGAAUAUCUAUCCCUCAGAAAUCGAAAAUUUUCUACUCCAGCAUGACCUUAUAAACAGCGUGGCUGUUGUCGGGUUACCGGAUGAUCGCUAUGGCGAGAUUGUAUCUGCUUUCGUUAUACCACAUGAAAAUGCGCUUAUUUCGCAAUGCCACGAUAUUUCAUCUUUUGACCUCCGUGCCAGAUCAGAACCUCUAGCCGGUGUUAACAAUGGGCCUACAGGAACCAUUCUCACGGGAGAAGAUAUUCGUUGCAUGGUCCGGGGUACUCUAGGCAGAAGCUCCGCGCCGAAGUACAUAUUCUGGGUAUCUAAAAUUCCUUUAACGGCGACUGGGAAAACAGAGAAAUACAAACUGAGGGAAAUUGGCGAAAUGGAACUUAGAAGGAGAGCGGAAAGCGUGGUUGUAGGCCACCAAGGCGUACGGAGCUAG